AUGAUUCUUGAGCAAGAAGAAGUUCAUCACUUGGUUACCGUGAAGGAGUUUCGGCUUUAUAUGUUUCCAUUAGAUGAGGAUGUGAUAUCAUUUGAGCUUGACCUCUCUGAAAAAGAUUGCCUUGUCGAUGGUGAUGUUAGUUCACUUUGGCAUGUUGCAAAAGCAAUACAUGAGCUCGAGGUGGGAAGGCCUGAAAUAGAUACACUCAUUAUGUUGGAUAGAGAGGUUGACAUGGUUACACCAAUGUGUACCCAAUUAACUUAUGAGGGACUGUUAAACGAGACACUUGUUGAGGCAGAAAGUUAUGACAUAACGGAAUUACUCCACAGUUAUGGGUUUGAGCAUGUUGCCACAUUGAACAACUUGGAAAAAACAGGAUUGUUUAAGAAACAGGAGUUUAAAAGCAACUGGCAGACAGUGAAACGUAAAUUGAAACUUAUAGUUGAAGACACAGAUACGUCAAGGCCGGAUGAUAUUGCUUAUGUCUAUUCUGGAUAUGCUCCUCUAUUCAUUCCGGAUGGUUAG
This is a messenger RNA of Eruca vesicaria subsp. sativa (arugula), 525 nucleotides long. The record is from the annotation of a GenBank genome assembly. Lineage: Eukaryota; Viridiplantae; Streptophyta; Magnoliopsida; Brassicales; Brassicaceae.